AUGGCGUGGUAUCACGGGUUUGCAGUAAUAAUCUCUGCUGUUGAUAAUAUGGCUAUGCGUAGAUUCGGUGCCAGUACUCAGGGUAAGAAGCCCAAGGACCUCACUGAGGAACAGAAACAGGAAAUUAAGGAAGCUUUCGACCUCUUCGAUACGGAUGGAUCUGGUUCUAUUGAUGCCAAGGAGCUCAAGGUCGCCAUGCGUGCUCUUGGUUUCGAGCCUAAGAAGGAGGAAAUUCAGAAGAUGAUAGCAGAUGUUGAUACUGAUGGUUCUGGACAGAUUGAGUACGACGAGUUCCUCAAGAUGAUGACUACUAAAAUUCUGAAUAGGGAUCCUAAAGACGAGAUCCUCAAAGCCUUCAGGCUCUUCGAUGAUGAUGAGACAGGCAAGAUCACCUUCAAGAACUUGAAGCGUGUUGCUAAGGAGCUUGGAGAGAAGAUGACCGAUGAGGAGCUACAGGAGAUGAUAGAUGAGGCAGACCGUGAUGGUGAUGGAGAAGUGAGUGAAGAGGAGUUCCUCCGUAUUAUGAAGAAGACUAAUUUGUUUUAAUCCAAAUAGUAUAUCCACCGUGACCAGAUGGUGUUACAAAAGACUGUAUUAUCAUUCGUGUCUGCUCAUCAUCACCCGUAUGCUCUGAUUAACGUGCACGGAAUGAUGAUGAGCUUCGAGGUAUUUCAGCACCAUGAGGAGGUUAUUGUAUAUCCUUGAUGGUAGAAGAAUUAGUAACAGUCUCGUU
This is a messenger RNA of Perkinsus marinus ATCC 50983, 733 nucleotides long. Its product is annotated as centrin, putative. The record is from RefSeq and is a predicted model, not a curated record. The transcript has 6 exons. Gene Ontology annotation, molecular function: calcium ion binding. Bases 1 to 546 code for a protein of 181 amino acids. Gene Ontology annotation, biological process: centriole replication; mitotic cell cycle. NCBI's taxonomy places the organism in Eukaryota, Perkinsozoa, Perkinsida, Perkinsidae. Gene Ontology annotation, cellular component: centriole; centrosome.